Molecule: messenger RNA, 2041 nt
Organism: Spodoptera litura
Lineage: Eukaryota; Metazoa; Arthropoda; Insecta; Lepidoptera; Noctuidae
Product: aldehyde dehydrogenase family 1 member B1, mitochondrial-like
Molecular function (GO): oxidoreductase activity, acting on the aldehyde or oxo group of donors, NAD or NADP as acceptor
Source: RefSeq, a predicted model, not a curated record
GCCGGCUUUGGGUUCAGACGUGGAAACCGUAGAUUUUAAUCUGCUCCAAUUUUAAAUAUAAAUAAUGGUGAAAGUAGACGUUAAAUAUACUAAGCUGUUCAUCAACAACGAGUGGGUGGACGCUGUCAGCAAAAAGACCUUCCCCACCAUCAACCCUCAAGAUGAGACCGUUAUCGCACUAGUGGCUGAGGCAGACAAAGCUGACGUAGAUUUGGCGGUAGCAGCAGCGAAGAAGGCAUUCGCUCGCUACUCACCAUGGCGCCUAAUGGACGCUUCCCGGCGAGGUCUACUCAUGCUCAAGUUGGCAGAACUAAUAGAAUCCCAAGCCCGAUAUUUAGCAGAGUUAGAAACUUUGGACUGUGGAAAGCCAGUGAAGGACGCUGAAGAUGAAGUGUACUAUGCAGCGACUGUUUUAAGAUAUUAUGCCGGCAAAGCUGACAAAAUUUUGGGGAAUACUAUACCUGCAGACGGUGAAGUAAUGUCUUUUACUUUGAAGGAACCAGUGGGUGUUUGUGGCCAGAUUAUACCAUGGAACUACCCCAUACCAAUGAUAUCAUGGAAAAUUGCACCAGCCUUGGCUGCUGGCUGCACAAUAGUCCUAAAACCAGCAGAACAGACACCACUAACAGCUUUAGCAGUAGCAGCUCUGAUCAAAGAAGCUGGUUUCCCUCCAGGAGUAGUCAAUGUACUGCCAGGGUAUGGACCUACAGCUGGAGCAGCGCUCACACACCACCCUGACGUCGACAAGAUUGCUUUCACAGGAUCCACUGAGGUCGGUCGCAUUAUUCUUGGAGCAGCUUCAGCAGUUAAUCUUAAGCGAAUCACUUUGGAAUUAGGUGGCAAGAGUCCUCUUGUGGUUUUUAACGAUGCUGAUGUGGAAAAAGCAGCGCAGAUAGCUCAUGCAGCGGCAUUCGCAAACGCUGGACAGUGCUGUUGCGCUGGCACUAGGACUUACGUACAAUCUGGGAUCUACGACCAGUUUGUGAAGAAAGCCGCAGAGAUCGCUUCCAAGAGAUCCGUUGGAAAUCCUUUUGAGAACGUCCAACAAGGACCUCAGAUCGACCAAGACAUGUACACCAAAGUUCUGAGUUACAUAACUGCUGGUAAGGAAGGUGGAGCGAAGUGCGUAGCUGGAGGUGACAAGUUAGGAGACAAGGGUUACUACAUCAAGCCAACUGUGUUUGCUGAUGUCACUGAUAACAUGAAGAUUGCCAGAGAAGAGAUAUUUGGUCCAGUGCAAAGUAUCUUGAAGUUCGAUACGUUUGAAGAAGUGAUAGAUAGGGCAAACGAUACUAACUAUGGACUUGGUGCUGGAGUCAUUACCAAUGAUAUCACCAUUGCACUUAGCUUCGCGAAGCAAGUUCGAGCUGGAUCCAUCUGGGUCAAUACGUACGACCACACACCUAGCCAAACACCAUUCGGAGGUUUUAAGGAUUCCGGUCUUGGUAGAGAGCUGGGUGAAGACGGUAUCAACCAGUAUUUGGAAACUAAAACAGUAACGCUAGCGUUGCCAAAACAGCCACAGCUGUAAACGUAUUUCUUUGCUAUAUUUUUUUUUUAUUAUAAUUAUUAAGUAAUAGGUACUACUAGAUACAAAUUGAUUAGUAAGUGGUAAAUUGGCGUUAUGUUUAAAAGUAAAAAGGAACUUUUAAUAUUUAUUAGGUAUGUUGUAAUGAGGGCUAACAUUUUUUUGCUGUAAAUGCUGUUUCCCAAACGUAAAAAGGAGUUUUUUUGUCCAAUCAUUGCAGCUGUCCAAUAUUAAACGUCAAAUAGUGUGAUACUGGCUAAUUCCCUAUUGGACGAAGAACGCGAGGUUCAAUACUAGCGUCAUCUGGUCAUCAUAAAUACAGUAGACCCCAUUGUAAAUAACAUAAAUGUUUGCAACAGCGAUUUCGUAUGAUACCUACAUGUAUUUGCACAGAUAGGUAAUGCACAGGUAUUAUUAUAUGGCCUUCAGAUAAAGCCAUACAAGGCCAUAUCUUUUUAUUAUUAAAAACUAAGGCAUUUGCGGCAUUCUAAAAUAUAACUACAAUAAACAACA